Messenger RNA from Exophiala oligosperma, 1565 nucleotides. RefSeq lists its product as hypothetical. The record is from RefSeq and is a predicted model, not a curated record. Lineage: Eukaryota; Fungi; Ascomycota; Eurotiomycetes; Chaetothyriales; Herpotrichiellaceae. The transcript has 2 exons. Gene Ontology annotation, molecular function: oxidoreductase activity. Bases 82 to 1089 code for a protein of 335 amino acids. Gene Ontology annotation, cellular component: cytosol.
CUACAAGUAUCUUACUGUGUCGCAUCUUUUGCCAACUACUCCCCACUGCCACAGAUUUUUUUUCUUUCUCCUGUGCUGUACAUGCCUACCUACCUCCCUUCAUCUACUGUCACCAACAUCUCUCGCGCCGCUGGUAGAUCCGUCCGCCUAUUCAGCGCUGCCUCUGCUAGACCUCGACCGAUACUGAGACCUUCUUCUUCCCCGCACCACCUCUCCCUCCUCCCACCACCGCAGUCUGCGUUCCGCGCCGCACCACGACAACGGCAAGGAAGACAAUUCUCACAGACCUCACACCAAAAAAUGUCUCUCUCUGCCAUGUCCAAACGCCUCGAGGGCAAGACGGUCCUGGUGACGGGAGCCAGUUCUGGGAUCGGCAAGUCGGUCGCCCAGGAAUUCGCCCGGACCAGCCCAAAGAACCUCAAGGUCAUCAUCACGGCCAGGCGCAUCGACACGCUGAAGACGGUCGCGGCCGAGAUCGCCAAGGAGGUCGGUGACGGGGUCAAGGUGUUGCCCGUCCAACUCGACAUUUCGAAGCCGGAGGAGGUCGAGCGGUUCGUGCCCAACCUGCCGGCCGAGUUCAGAGACAUUGACGUCUUGGUCAACAACGCCGGCCUGGUCCGGGGAAUGGACCGAGCCCCGGACAUCAAGGCCGAAGACAUGGAGGUCAUGUUCGCCACCAACGUGACGGGUCUGAUCAACAUGACCCAGGCCGUGAUGCCCAUCUUUUUGAAAAAGAACGGAGGCCAGGACGGCGGCAGCGGCGACAUCAUCAACAUCGGCAGCAUCGCCGGCCGAGAGGGUUACGCCGGUGGAAGCAUCUAUUGCGCCACGAAAGCCGCCGUGAGGUCCUUUACCGAAGCCCUGAGACGGGAACUGAUCGCUUCCCGCAUUCGUGUCAUCGAGAUCGACCCUGGUCAGGUUGAGACUGUACGUGACCUUUUUCCUUCUUGGACCCCCUUCGCGUUCCCUCCUUUCCCUUCCUUUCCUAUACUGGACGGGACACACAUGGUCACAACCUGCUCGAAAAAAAAAGGAAAACGAACCAUCACAUACGAGUAUGACAACAAAGGAAAAGGCAAGCAAAGCUAAUACUUUUCUGUGUGUGUGUGUGUAUGUAGGAAUUCUCGGUCGUCCGAUUCUAUGGUGACAAGGCCAAGGCCGAUGCGGUCUACAAGGGUGUCGAGGCCCUGACACCGGACGACAUUGCGGAGAUCGUCGUCUUCGCCGCCGGCCGACGAGAGAACGUCGUGUUGGCCGAUAGUUUGGUUUUCCCCAACCACCAGGCUUCGGCGACCAUUAUGCACCGAAAAUCAUGACUGGAAAAACUUUCCUUGCCCAAAAUGUGACAAGUCAAGAUGGCCGCGGACAGCGAUCACCUUUUCUCUGACCUUGAAAGGAUGUCUUUUCCAACUUUGCUCUACGAGUAAACUUGGCUUCGGAUUGGUCGGCCCCUCUUCAUCCAUCGGUCGGUCUUCGCGGCAGAAUCUACACAUGUUAAAAAAACCACAUAGAACAAACAUAUGGAUGACUAGAAGAACAAAAAAGGCUUUAUGAUACUCUUUGCA